Messenger RNA from Sciurus carolinensis (gray squirrel), 4135 nucleotides. It is a transcript of the gene Xpa, whose product is annotated as XPA, DNA damage recognition and repair factor. Gene Ontology annotation, biological process: nucleotide-excision repair involved in interstrand cross-link repair; base-excision repair; UV-damage excision repair. The transcript is spliced from 6 exons. Gene Ontology annotation, cellular component: nucleotide-excision repair factor 1 complex. The record is from RefSeq and is a predicted model, not a curated record. Lineage: Eukaryota; Metazoa; Chordata; Mammalia; Rodentia; Sciuridae. Gene Ontology annotation, molecular function: damaged DNA binding. The coding region runs from base 54 to 875 and encodes 273 amino acids.
CGCACGCACUGCGCAAGCGCGGGGUUGGGCCGCGGCCCUUGGAGCAGGCGGAGAUGGCGGCUGCGGAGGGUGUCUCGUCGGAGCUGCCGGCUUCAGAGCAGCCAGGGGAGCUGCCUGCCUCGGUGCGGGCGAGCAUCGAGCGGAAGCGGCAGCGGGCGCUGAUGCUGCGUCAGGCCCGGCUGGCGGCCCGGCCUUACCCGGCGACGGCGGCUGCGGCCACUGGAGGCAUGGCUAAUGUAAAAGCAGCCCCCAAAAUAAUUGACACAGGAGGAGGCUUUAUUUUGGAAGAGGAAGAAGAAGAAGAACAUAAAAUUGGAAAUAUUGUUCAUCAACCAGGGCCUGUUAUGGAAUUUGAUUAUGUAAUAUGUGAAGAAUGUGGGAAAGAAUUUAUGGAUUCUUACCUUAUGAACCACUUUGAUUUGGCAACUUGUGAUAACUGCAGAGAUGCUGAUGAUAAACAUAAGCUUAUUACCAAAACAGAAGCAAAACAAGAAUACCUUCUGAAGGACUGUGAUUUAGAAAAAAGAGAACCAGUUCUUAAAUUUAUCGUGAAGAAGAAUCCUCAUCAUUCACAAUGGGGUGAUAUGAAACUCUACCUAAAAUUACAGAUUGUGAAGAGGUCCCUUGAAGUUUGGGGUAGUCAGGAAGCACUAGAAGAAGCAAAGGAAGUGAGACAAGAAAACAGAGAAAAAAUGAAACAGAAGAAGUUUGAUAAAAAAGUAAAAGAAUUGCGGCGGGCAGUAAGAAGCAGUGUAUGGAAAAGAGAAAUGAUUGCUCAUCAACAUGAGUACGGACCAGAAGAAAACUUAGAAGAUGACAUGUACCGCAAGACUUGUACUGUGUGUGGCCAUGAACUGACAUAUGAAAAAAUGUGAUUUUUAGUUCACUGACAUUUUUUUAACAGAAUUUUAUAUUUAAAUAAAGGAAAUUAGAUUGGAUUUAUUCAGAAUUCACCACAAUGUAGUCUUCAUAGAUGAUACACUUGUAUAAAUGUUUCCAGAGUAAUAACAGAUGUAUGGCUUAAAGCAAGUUAAGUUCCAGCUGGUCUGGUUGAGGGCAGCAUAUCAGGUCUGCAGGAGGUAUAUGUAGAGUAGGUUCAAAGUGGCAGGUUAGAGCUGCAAAUUGAGGAACAAGAGAACAAAACAAACCCUCCACUGGGGCAGAAGGAAGAGCCUUCAAUAAAGGCCAAAGCCAACUGAACUGGACUCAGUCCAAGAAACAGGGAUGGUGGUGUACUGCUGUACAAGCGUGUCAGGUUUUUAAGGACUACUUCUAUGUCUAGGACUGUGAGGCAGCGAGGAGCCAAUGCUGGAAGAAGUCCUAACAGCAGGAAUAAACAAAUUGUAGCAGUCUGGUCAUGUUUUCUGUUUGCUAAGGGCUUACUACUAUAGACCUCUGCAUUAGUGAUCAGACAGACAGCUCUUCUCAAAUGCUGAAUUAAAAUGGAAGAUAGCUACUUAAUAAGUUUAUCCUAAGUACUGCUGAGUGCCUUACAGGUAUUCUUAUUUAAUCCCAGGAGGGAAGGCAGCUUGCUACUUAUUUAGCACUUCUUAUUUACCUUCCAUGCUUUAUCCCAAAUAUUUGGAUUAAGUUUGGCUAGUCAGGUUUUCCCUGAAUCUUGUUAAAAGGAUCAUCAAGUAGUUUGACUACAGGAUCUAUGAAUCAUUAUUGAAAAAUUCAAAUUGAGAGAAACUGGAUAUUUUUCAAAUUGUUUGACAUGACUUUUUAUCCUGCUACUGUAAGUAAAGUUCAUACAUUUCCACUUUUUUCUCUAGGUCUGCUUGGAGAAAGGCCAAAGUCAAAACAAGUCAGACUCAAGUAAUUAGGUGCUUGAGACUAUAACUACUAAUUGUUAUCUACAUAAUAAAAAUAAAUGCUCAAUGUAUUUUUCAAGUAUUGACUUUUCAUAUGUGCUAUGCUAAAAAAUUAUAGCUCAGUAAAAUUGAUUCUGAAAGGGCAUCCAGAUUUCUGAGAGUGGAAAAAAGCUUCUCCUUUGACAACAGAGUAACUAGCAGUUCAGGCUGCUGCUAAGAGCAUUACUGCACUGUGGAGGAUAAAGAGCUCUUGAGGCCAGAUGAAGUCAAGUACAAAUUCCAUUCCCGGCUGUGGACACCUUGGGCAAACUUCUCCAUCUGUGAAGGGAGGCAUAAUGGUCUUUCAGAGCACUGCUGGAAGGAUUUAAUACAGCGAAUCCAGCACCAGGCCAACAUUUGUCUAGCAGAGGUUUGCCUCUAUUCAUCCUUUCCUUCAUCAAUUUAAGAGAAUCCUGGUAUCCCAGUAUCUACCCAGGUUGGCAAGGCUUCUCCUCAUCUUUCACUUUCAGGUCUAACUGUAUUUUAGGAAAACAGUAUAUGUUGUCAGUAUAUUGACAAAUAUAUUUUAAAUGGUACCAGUAUAAUUGAAUAGAAUAUUGACUCAUUGCAAGGUAGGAGGUACAGUGGCACGCCAUCCUUUUGUCUGUGUGAGCUUCCUUAGUGGGGAACGCAAGUGCUGAAUGUUUGCUCUUGCACCUUUAUUUCUUCAAAAUUCAGUCCCUAGUUCAGUUUUUCCGUAUGCAUAACUGUUGGACCGGACAGAGCACAGUUCCACCCAUGAAGAAGUAUUAGAAGCAACCAUUGUAACAUGAAAGGAGGAUCAAAAGAAAGGAAAUGAAAACCUACAAAUGGCUCUAGAAUGUGGAUCAAGUAUAACUAACCUUUGCUAGGCAAUGUGAAAAUAUUACAAAGCAGUUUAAGGUCAAAUAAAGUCAUCAAUGCCUUAAAGGUUACCCCAUUGACUUCUUUUGCACAGAAGCCAUUUCAAAAGACAUAAUGUGUGCUGUGGUUAAGCAAUAGGAAGGAAUAACAGUAUACAUAAGAUAUCCUUCCUUAAAUAGUAUGGUAUUUAAAAUCCUAGGAAUUCCCAUUAAGUAGACUUAGGUUUUGUAGCCACCAAAAUGUAUGGCAAACCAACAUGACCAUAUAUCAAACUGGAAAAUGCUCAAUGCAUCAUACACUUAGGAAGUAGUAAGUUUAAAAAAUUACUCUAUUGUGCAAAUGCACAAAAAUAUUACCAGUAAUUGUAGGAUUAUUACUGUUUUAGUGAAAAAAGUCUAAAAUCCCAGAAAUUUGAAAUGUCAGAGAAUUUCUUAUAAUCAAAUACAUUAUUUUACAAUAUGAUCUUAUCUUUUAAAGUCUUAAUACCACAUAGGAAAAAAAGCUCAGGAAUUAGUUAUUUGAAUCAGGAUACACAGAGACAAAACCCAAGCUGACAUCUAAUUCCAAGUAUAGUUUUAGCUAAUCUAUGUCCAGUUCCAUUUUAGCAUGUGGCUCUCUACAUGAUCUUGGACAAAUCCCUCUGAGGCUGCAGGCAAUGACCAGAUGCUCUAAGAUCAUGGUUCCCCAACCUAGAAUCACCUGGGGUGCUUUAAUAACUAAUGAUGUUCAUCUUCUACCUCUGGAGAUUGUGGUUUUAAGUUUUAAAGAAACUUCAAAGAUUCCCAGGAACUUGGUAUGGACAAGUCUGGGUACCACCAGUCGAAAUAGUGGUAAAACUAUUUUACAUACUAAGAAAUAGUUAUUUUAAAAUACUUAAAAAUAUUUUGAGGACUAUUUCAAUCGGAGGUAAGAUGCCUUAUCAUUAAUUUUAAAAUAAACUAAGAUGAUAAAUCAUGAAAUAACCAAAGUUUAAAAAACAUACUUUUAGUUUUAUUUCAGCCAUGUCAAGGUUAUCCAUGAGCUGUGAAAAGCUAUGCUAACUGGUAAUAAACCCAUCAGUCCUAUUUACUACUUUAUAACGUAAGAUUGACCACUAGUGUUUCACAUACCUCAGACCUGUUGCUUUGUGCCCUAAGGAGAAAACAUAUCAAAUGAUCACAGAAAAGUUGUAUCUAUCACAUAUAUAAUACAUCAUGGUCAUUGUCACAUUGUUAUCAUUAAGAAAUAUUUGCUUUUUAAGGGAAAUUAAAGGUAGUUUCAUAUUCCUCAUUGUCCUUCUUCCCCUUUGUUUCCUUUAAGAAGAGAAGGCUAUUUAUUACAAGAAACCAAGCCUUCAAACCAUCAAAAAUAAGAGAAAUUAUUUUAAGAUAUUAAAAAAAAAAAAAUCUUGACAUGAGGGGAAAAAAAAUCCGACCCUUAGGCCUGCAGAGCACAGAACU